AGAAUUCAUGAUGGUACUUUAGUAUCGCAUGAUAACUUAGGUACAUAUUGAGGCGGUAGGAUAGACCAGCCGGAUUUGGUCGCGAUCUUCUGUCCAUGCGACUGCUGUCUGUGUAUUGCGUCGAGCUCAACGGCUCCGCCCUAUCGACUGCGCAAUGCUCCCAACUCUUAGCCCUACAAGGUGCAUCAACGCUUCCUUAACCAUUUCCAGCUACACAUGCCCGACCAUAACGUGAGUUUACGCAGGGUCUCAGCUGAUACUACUGCUGUUAUGCAUGACGAAGGUGCUGCAUCUCGCAGGGGGUCACAUCCGAGGCCUCGGACGCUGGAAUGAGGUAGAUGUCGUGCUAUUCGUGCUGCAUUUAAUGUUCGUAAUGACUGUGGCGGCCUGUUCCGUGGUUGUGGCGGGGGUCGCCUCACUGCACCACUCGUCUGCGUCUCUGAUAAUCGGUGCGAGUGUCGCGGUCGCUGCCUGGUGCUUCUACGCUGUCGAGACUUUGUAUGAGUUUCUGCAGUAUAAGAGAGGAUCCAAGGUUGUCACUCUGGUUGUGGUACUGACUGCUAUUGAGGAGUUGAUGUGGAAAGGGAGACCGGUACAGUCCGAUAUGUUAGUGGUGACGUUGGUGCAUUGGAAGGCGAUAAUUUCGGUAUUUGUGGCGGUAUUUGCAGUGCUCAGAGCGUUCACUUAUCAACAGAAUGACUUUAGCACUGGAGAUUACGAGAAUUUAAAGAAGACGAUGGAGAAUCCACUGGAUCGUGUUGGAUGGUUCUCUCAACUCUCGUAUCAUUGGAUCUCUCCAUUUAUUGCAUUGGGGAAGAAGCGGCGACUGGAAAUGGAGGACGUUCCUAACCUCCCAUUACGCGACAACACGUCUGUGGCUGCUGAAAGAUUUAAGAAAGAAUUGCAGCGAGAAUUUCGUGAGUAUCGGGUCUCGGAUCGGUCUUUCUUGCGUGUAACCCGGCGGCUGUACGGUGCUGAAGUGAUGAUGUUUGCUGUAUGGUCAACUGUGAACAAAGCUAUCGGACUAUUGAGUCCGUUGUUGCUUAAACUCUUCUUAGACUGGGCCGAUUCAUCGAAUCCGUCGCUCUCCGAGGGCUACUAUCUCGCUGCUGCGAUGGUAACCAGGUCGAUUCUUUCAGCUGUUUCAGGUACGCAAUACAAUCUCGCGUGGAAGAGGUUUGAUUUACGAGUACGAGCUGGACUGGUAUCUGCGAUAUACGCUCGAACAUUGGAGUUAUCGGGACAGGGACGACGUGAGGCUGGAGGACUCGGGCGUAUCACUAACCUGCUGUCAGUUGAUGUGGGACGGAUUAUCGGUAUGCCCAGUACUUUAUUCGAUAUGGUACUGAUCCCAGCGGAGAUCGCAGUCGCUCUCAUUCUACUGAGUAAAGCCGUCUCUGUCGCUUUCGUCGCUGGUGUGGCAGUACUGGCAGUCAUGCUACCGCUACAGACUGUUUUGGGCCGUAAAAUUCAGAGCGUCACGGUAGAUAUGAUGCGAUUCCGUGACGAACGCGUAGGUCUCGCAGCUGAAAGUCUCAAGGCGGUUCGAACGUUGAAGCUAUUGGGAUGGGUGACGUCGCGUCUUGAGUGUAUGAGCAAGAGUCGAGCGCUGGAGAUGGGGAGAUUGCAAGUGCGCAAGUAUUUGGACGCCUUCUGCGUCUUCUUCUGGGCGUCCACGCCGGUGAUUGUACAGGUCUCAGUCUUUGCCACUGCAGUCUUCUCUGGUCGAGACGUUUCAGCUGCAGAUGCCUUCACGGCGAUAGCAUUGCUAGAUCGACUCAUCUUCCCUAUGAACUAUUUCCCGUGGAUUAUCAAUGGAUUUCUAGAAGCAAAAGUGUCAGCGCUACGUAUUCGCGGCUUCCUAUUUGACAAAGAAGCAAAUGAGAAUACUAUUUUGGAAGAUAAUUACGAACCUCAAUCCAGUUCAUGUGAAGAAGUCGUGAGUAUCCAGGACUAUGAGUGUGCGUGGAACUUUAUUAAAGAUGACACUAAGGAGGACGAUACUGAUCGAUCAAACGCAGAGACACCCCUUCUAAUAGAGGAUUGCUCUUCGUCUCCGUCAUCUCGAUUUGUGCUACGUAUCAAGCAGCUACAACUACGACCUGGAUCGACUUACGUUGUGUGUGGCCAAGUAGGUUCUGGUAAAUCGUCGCUUUUGCUCGCAUUACUUGGUGAAAUGCCAGCCUGGUCGAGUAAUUCUACGGGUUCAUACAAGCGUCGAACGUCUUCAUGUUGCUCAUACUCUCCCCAGACUCCAUGGCUGUUCAGUGGGAGUGUGCAAGCCAACGUUACGCUGACCAACCAAGAUCGUGUUGAUCGUGAUAGAUAUGAGCGCGUUCUGCACGCCUGUGAGCUCAACGUGGAUCUUCGCAGUAUGAGACGUCCGUACAACGUGGCCGAGAGUGGCAGUAACUUCAGUGGCGGUCAACGCGCUCGAAUCAACCUCGCUCGUGCUCUUUAUCAGCGAGCAAAUCUCUACUUAUUGGACGAUCCACUAAGCGGUCUGGACGUGACUACAGCCAGUAGAGUGGUGACCAACUGCUUCAUGUCGAGCUCAAGGAUCUUCCCUGAACAUGCCGCAGUAGUUAUUGUGACCCACUCGCUUCAUCUGCUACCGCUUUUCCCGACAGACACACAGAUCCUCGUCAUGGACGAUGGCUACAUUAUUGAACAGGGAACUUACAACAGUCUCAAGACAAAAGACCCUCCCAGUCGCUUAAUGACGCUGUUAAAGACGCCUCCAAACGAAGAAAGGGACAGUAACAUAACUCAAACAACUGAGGAAACUAAAGAAGAUGAAUCUGAGAACGCGACGGAAGACCAGUCAUCAGACGAAGAGGAACAUCGUGAGUCUGGUGUGGUAGGCUGGCACGUUUGGAUAGCCUAUUCGAUGGAUCUAGGCUGGGUACUCUCGAUUGUCAUCGUCCUGGCUGUAGCAGCCAUGCAGACCUCUCGCAACGCGCUGGAUUGGUGGAUCGCUGUGUACACGAAUGGCAGGCAUUCGAUCACCCCAAGAGAGUUUGCAACCGUACUGCUGUACAUCGCUGGAGCCAACAUCUCUGCUGUAUUUUUCCGCUCUUUUCUCUUCGCCUACGGUGGUCUACGUGCCGCUCGAGCCACGUACAACAAGCUGGUACAGAGCGUGUUUGCCGCUCCUUUGUGGUUUUUUGAACGUACACCCACCGGCCGUGUUCUCAAUCGAUUGAGUGGAGACACGUACGCUGUUGAUGAAUCUUUACCCUUCACUCUCAAUAUUUUCCUGAGAGAUGCAGCGGACGUGGUAGGCGCGCUGGUUAUUCUGUUUUACGGGAACCGGUUGGUGUUAGUGCUGCUGGUACCGCUUAGCGUCCUGUACUUCCACUUACAGCGUGACUACCGUCCAAGUUCGCGGCAUCUCAAGCGACUGGAUGCGGCUACUCAGUCUCCACUACUGGCCAUGUUUACCGAUACGUUGGACGGCCUUACCGUACUCCGUGCCGCAAGGAAGCAACAGCAGUAUAUCCACGGGUAUGGAGUGCGUUUGAAUCGUAGUCAACGAGUCUCGUUUCUCAGCUCAACCACAGGCGCGUGGUUCGGGCUGCGUCUUGAUAUGCUUGGCGUCUGUGUCACCUCCUUCGUCGCUGUAUUCGCCGUAGCUGACUUCAAUAUAACGGGCACUGUGAACCCUGGUAUCCUGGGUCUUACCCUCACGUACGCUCUUCCGAUUGUGGGGAAACUCAACGCCAUUCUCAAUAGUUUCGUGGAUUCUGAACGUCAGAUGAUCGCUGUCGAACGCGUCAAAGAGUACACAGAUCUGGAUCCUGAAGAAGCUGUGGUUGGAGCUGAAGACACGGGUAAAUUGCCCAAUGUCUGGCCUACAGCGGGUCAUAUUUCGAUCAAGGCUUUGACUGUAACUUAUGGUUCAUCAACUCGAAGCUUUGCCACGGUUGAAGGCGACUGGGAGUGGGUGGGGCCACGAGUAGCAGCUCCAGCGUUGAAAUUCGUCACGUGUGAGAUCCCCGCGGGUCAGAAACUUGGCAUCUGUGGACGUACGGGUGCUGGGAAGUCUACACUACUGAGCGCGCUCUUCCGAGCUGUUCCUUGGGAACAGAGCGGUAGUAUCACGAUCGACAACGUGCCUUUGGACUCUCUUGGUCUUCAAGAUCUGAGAUCAAGACUUACGUAUAUCCCCCAAGAUGUGGUGCUCUUCUCGGGAACAGUGCGUUCCAAUCUCGAUCCGAGCGGAGUGUUGGAGGAUGAACGGCUUUGGGCGGUGCUACGUAAGUGUGGAGGACUGGUGAAUGCGAUCGCUAAGCUAGAUCGUGGUUUAGAUACUGUCGUUGGAGGUGCUGAAGAGCAAGCUGCUACUUUUAGUCAAGGACAAGCUCAGUUGCUAUGCAUUGCCAGAGCGCUACUGCGACCAUCAAAGGUUCUUUGUAUUGAUGAGGCCACAGCGUCGAUCGAUCAUGAGACUGAACGAGCCAUUUCAGAUGCUAUUGCUUCCGAGUUCGCGACGUCCACAGUCCUGACAGUGGCUCAUCGUAUUCAAACGAUCAUGCACUGCGACCGAGUAUUGUUGCUCGACAAAGGCCGCAUCGCUGAAAGUGGAGACCCGAAAGAGCUGGUGAAAAACCCGCAGUCGUUAUUUUACCGAUUAGCGAACUCUGCGAGUGAGAAUGGGCUGUUGUGAGCAGAGAUUUUUUUUCGGACGCGCUCUUUCUAACAUUUCUUUGACAAAUACUGGUCAUGCGAAAAAUAUUAUCCAAGUAGCAUGAGAAAACCCAAUGGACAAUAAAGCAGACCAUGACAUACGCGAACU
This is a messenger RNA of Phytophthora nicotianae INRA-310, 4798 nucleotides long. RefSeq lists its product as hypothetical. The record is from RefSeq and is a predicted model, not a curated record. Lineage: Eukaryota; Oomycota; Peronosporomycetes; Peronosporales; Peronosporaceae. Bases 275 to 4669 code for a protein of 1464 amino acids. Gene Ontology annotation, molecular function: ATP hydrolysis activity; ATP binding; ABC-type transporter activity. The transcript is spliced from 2 exons. Gene Ontology annotation, cellular component: membrane. Gene Ontology annotation, biological process: transmembrane transport.